AUGGGUGAACGACAAACUCGUUUUGACUCGUCGGGCAGCUCUCCCUCGGCCAGGGGCUGGUCUCAAUCAACUGUUCACCCUUCACCACAUCCUCGUGCCAGAAUAAGACACCCUUCGCAUGGACCUCGGACUCGACCAACCUCACCCACACAAUCAAGAUUCACUCUUUCACAAGAUUACCGAGAACGUUUACCUCUCUUGCUUUCCCGCUUCAUUGGGUAUCGAGCACCUGGGACUUUGCCACCAUAUGACCCACUACCGUUUCCUCCUUUCAGCUGGCUGAACCACAUACCGCUGAAAUACGAAGUAUGGCUAUUCGCAUUUAUUGGAUCAUUAGGUGGAAUACUCGUCGUAGAAGCCAUAUGCGCGACAAACACAGUUUUUAGAGAUGUCUAUAAGUCACCGUUGACAGUUACGAGCUUUGGGGCUGCUGCCGUUCUGCUGUACGGGGUUAUAGAAUCUCCACUUGCUCAACCUAGAAAUCAUAUCUUGGGGAAUUUAGCAGGUGCUAUAAUCGGUACAGCUAUAACCAGACUUUUCGCUUUGAAUGAGGAAUAUAGGGAUCUAUUAGAGAAUACAUCUUUUCAUGGGAAUACAUUUAUUAAUGGAGGAUUAGUCGUUUCGGUAACACUAUUGGUUACUCUGAUGCUGGGAAUUGUCCAUCCACCAGCUGGGGCUACUGCGCUUGCAGCGGCCACCGACAUGCACAUUGUUCCCUUAUCCUGGCAUUAUAUUCCCAUUGUUCUCGCUUCAUCUCUACUCAUCAUAGGCUGGGCAUUGAUUAUCAACAAUCUUGGUCGGCGCCGAUAUCCAAUAUAUUGGUGGUCACCAGAAUCCACGUUUGUUGUACCUUCUGCAGAUCGUGCCAGAGAAAGUGAUGAAUUAGCAUCAAAAACCUUGGAAGAAGGACAGCUAAGAAGAGCAGAAGACGGUGGUCGAACUGCAGAAGGUAUGCUGAUGGAACGCAUCGAGGGAGAAGGGACAUAG
This is a messenger RNA of Kwoniella shivajii, 987 nucleotides long. RefSeq lists its product as uncharacterized. Bases 1 to 987 code for a protein of 328 amino acids. NCBI's taxonomy places the organism in Eukaryota, Fungi, Basidiomycota, Tremellomycetes, Tremellales, Cryptococcaceae. The transcript is spliced from 2 exons. The record is from RefSeq and is a predicted model, not a curated record.